AUGAACAACAAAGAACCCUUUGGCUUUGGGUGGUACAACCGUACAAGCCUGCCUUCCACCCCUAGGGUGGAGAUCAUGAUUCCUAAAGUUUCAUCAAGGAUGAACUUCAAAGAUCUCCGCCACAAAGGGCUGGAAAGCUGGAAAGCACCGCCGGCUCCAUAUUGGCUCAAGGCUACAGCCGCUCCUCAAUCUUCACUCUUAGAGUUCAGUCUUCCAUCUCUCUGCUUGGCUCCACACGGACCACACCUCCACCAGGACCACCACUCUGCCUUGUCCCAAUCUCCACCUCUCUUUGUCGUCCAUCUCCGACAGGCUCCGCACGUGCUGCUAGCUGCUAACAAGAAAAUGGUUGAUCAACAAAACAAUCCAGUAGCACAAGAACCUAUUGCUGAUAGUGUAGGUGGGCAUCCAUCUCAAACACCAAUAAAUAUUGAUGAUAAUUCUUCUCGGCAAAGUAAUUCAGGAACUAGUAAUGUUGAUGUUUUUCCGGGUGGAGUUCAAAUUGUGAAAAAAAGAAGAUUCACAUCAGAAGCUAGGAGCCAUUUUACUCAACUUACGAUAAACGGAGUUGAAAAGGCUGAGUGUAAUUAUUGUAAGAAGAGGCUUUCAGGCAAUAUGAAGAAUGGGACUUCUCAUUUGAGUGCACAUACUAAGAAUUGUGCUUUCAGGACAACUAAAGAUUUAAAGCAGCAAUUGUUGGCUUAUAAUCAGAAAAAGAGGGAUGCAAAUUUUACGGUGGGAAACUAUUCUUUUGAUGAAAAUGCAUCCAGGAGAGACCUUGCUCAUAUGAUUAUGCUGCAUGAAUAUCCUAUUUCAAUGGUGGAACACGUUGGAUUCCGACGAUUUUCAACUGGUCUUCAACCAUUGUUUAAGGUUCCUUCUCGAAGUACAGAAAGAUCUGAUCUAUUCAAGGUUUAUGAUCUUGAGAAAAAGAAUUGUGUGAAGAUACUGGAAAAUAACAGUAGCAGAAUUGCUUUAACUUCAGAUAUGUGGACUUCUUCCAACCAGAAAAAAGGAUACAUGGCUAUCACGGCUCACUUUAUUGAUGAUAAUUGGGAGAUGCAGAGUUGCAUCUUAAGAUUUGUAUAUGUUCCUUGUCCACAUACUGCUCAAGUUCUCUCCGAGGUUCUUAUAGAAUGCAUGCUAGAAAUGAACAUUGACAGAAAAUUAUCUACGUUGACUUUGGACAAUUGCUCAACUAAUGAUGCAAUCAUUGAGAAAUUGUUGGGUAAGCUUGAUGCAUGUUCACUUAUUUUAGAUGGAAGGAUAUUUCACAUGCGAUGUUGUGCUCAUAUUUUGAAUUUGAUUGUUCAACGUGGCUUGUCGGAGAUUGAGGAUUGCAUUGAAAAUGUUAGAAACAGUGUUUCAUUUUGGACUGCGUCACCUAAACGAGAGCAAACUUUUAGAGAGGCCGCACGUCAAUUGCAUAUCACAAGUACUAAACAAUUAGUACUUGACUGCAAGACUAGAUGGAACUCCAUAUAUUUGAUGCUUACUGUUGCUAUUGGUUAUAAGGAUGUCUUCACUCGCUUGAAAAAGAAAGAGUCUCUUUAUAAAUGUUUGCCUAGUGAGAGUGAUUGGGAUUUGGCAAAAAUUAUUUGUGAAAAAUUGGAGAUCUUUCAUAACGCCACUGAGAUGUUUUCUGGGAAAAAAUAUCCAACUGCAAAUAUAUUUUUUCCAAUAGUGUGUGGGAUAAAGAUUUCUUUGGGUGAAUGGUAUGAGUCUCCAAAUGCUAUUAUUAAAAAUAUGGCUUCCUCCAUGACUGAAAAGUUUGAUAAAUAUUGGAAUGUUGUCCAUGAUGUCAUGAGUGUGGCUACUGUGUUGGAUCCUAGAUACAAGUUGAAGUUAAUGGAAUAUUAUUUUCCUAAGUUUUACAAAGAAUCAGCUUCAGAAGAGAUUUCUAGGAUUCGAACCCUUUGUUAUGAUUUGUUUUAUGAGUAUCACAGUAGAUAUAUGAAAGACAAAGAAGAUCAUAAUCAUGGGCUUGGUGAAUCUUCAUCCUCAUUUAAUAAGGUCAGAGACUCUGGCAAAUCUUCUUGGAGUGAUCCUGGUUUUGAAGCUUUUAUUUCACAAAAUGAGGAUGAACUUGGAAGAAAUGAGUUGGAUAAUUACUUGAGUGAGAAAAACUUGCCCCUUAUGAAUGAGUUUGAAAUCUUAGCUUGGUGGAAGAGCAAUGGACUUAAAUAUCCAAUAUUGCAAAAGAUUGCUAGGGACAUUCUUGCUAUCCCCAUCUCCAGUGUAGCUUCAGAGUCAGCUUUCAGCAUGGGAGGAAGAGUGGUGAGUAAGCACAGAAGUCGACUUCAUUCGAACACUAUAGAAGCAUUGACUUGUGGAAAAUCUUGGUUACUAAAUAGCCUCCAAGUCCAAGAUGUUUGUUCAAAGGGCCCAAUGGAUGCAUCUUAUCAAACUGUUGAGUAUGAUUAUGAUAUUGAAGGGGAUGAAGCUACCGACAACCAUGCCCAAUCACAAGACUAG
Molecule: messenger RNA, 2475 nt
Organism: Tripterygium wilfordii
Lineage: Eukaryota; Viridiplantae; Streptophyta; Magnoliopsida; Celastrales; Celastraceae
Product: zinc finger BED domain-containing protein RICESLEEPER 2-like
Exons: 6
Coding region: 1-2475 (824 amino acids)
Molecular function (GO): DNA binding; protein dimerization activity
Source: RefSeq, a predicted model, not a curated record